GCGAGCGUUUCCGCUUUGCUCAGAGGGAGGGUUUGGCCGAGAAGUGAGCAGUCGGGAGCAAAGAUCCCUAUAGUCUGCCCCGGGGCGGCAGCAGGAUGAUGAAGCCGGACGGCAAGGUUGUGAUCCUGGGCGACGUGAACGUGGGCAAGAGCUCGCUGCUGCAGCGCUACACCGAGCGCCGCUUCCACGACACUGUCAGCACCGUGGGCGCUGCCUUCUACCUCAAACACUGGGGCGCCCACAGUAUCUCCAUCUGGGACACGGCGGGUCGGGAGCAGUUCCACGGCCUGGGCUCUCUGUAUUGCCGGGGUGCGGCUGCGGUGAUCCUCACGUACGACGUGACGUGCCGGCAGAGCCUCUGCGAGCUGGAGGACCGUUUCCUGGCAUUGGCCGACUCGGCGCUGCCCGACUGCAUCUUUGCUGUGGCCGGCAACAAGUCUGACCUGACCGCCGAGAGCGCAGAGCCGGGAGCUCGGCCGCCCGCGCAGAGGCAGGUGACCAGGGACGAUGCCAUCCGCCUGUACAAGCAGCUGCUCAAGUACCGGAUGCUGGAGGAGAGGGACCUGCCUGUGGCGGAGAGCGUGUGCUUCGAAACCAGCGCCAAGACAGGCCACAACGUGGACCUGCUGUUUGAGACCGUCUUUGAGCUGGUGUUGGCGGGGAUCGUGAAGAAACCAAAGGAACCGUCGCAGACUGUGGAUCUGGGGCAUGGCAUGAAGUCGAAGCAUAGCCGAGCGACCUGCUGUACCUAGGGGAGGCCCGUCCGCAGCCAACCGCGUGGCACAGGGCUGUGUGUGCGAGGGAGGUCCAACAUGGAGGACAGAGGCCAAUCGCCGGCCUACAGUGGAGUUGUGCAUCCUAGAACACAGGGUAUCUGGGACACGCACGUUCCAGAAUGCACGCAACCAAGACUCAGCGCCUUCUAGCAUCAGGGACCAAUGGGUUCUGGAACACGCAGCCAAGGAACACUAUGCUGUGGAACACACAGUCAAGACACAAUGUGUUCUAGAACAGGCCUCAAUGCUCUAAAUCGAGGUCAAAGACAUCCCUGGUUCUAGAACACCCACCAAAGACACACAGGUUCUAGAACACACAGCAAAGGCCCGUCAUGUUCUCGAACACACAUCAGAGCCGCAUUAUGUUCCAGAACAUGCACCAGAGAUACAUUGUGCUCUAGAACAUGCACCUAAUGCUCGUGUAUUCUAGGACACAUAGCAAUGACAUGUUGUAUUCCAGAGCACAGAACCGACACUUUGCAUUGUAGAACACACAGCAGAGGGCAACGUGUUCUUGAGAACACAGCCAAGACCACGAUGUGUUCUGUAAUCCCCCCUGUUCUAGAAUGCACACAGCCAAGACCACGAUGUGUUCUGGAACUCACACGUCCAAGGCCACGCGUCUUCUAGAAUAUGCCGAGUUGUGUGGUGUACUCUAAAAUGCGUUGGGACUGUGUUUAGGUUUGGAAGCGGCCUGGGACAAUAGUGUUGCAGAAUACAUGUGAGUAAAGUACAACACACUGUAGAGCUCACGUUCUCCAAGACCUGCCUGGGCCACUGGGAAUUGAAAUACACGUGAGCCACGUCAUUGUUCUCAAAUACACGUGGGGCUCUGCGUUCGGGAAUAGCGGAGGAUGCGAUUAUCGUUGCUGCAGCGCCAAGUGCUGGAUCACCUGUGAACGUAACUGUCCUGAGCUCUCACCCGAUGCAAGUGAGAUCUCCCAUUUCUGAUCCUCUGUAGCCAGGACUAAAUGCCCAGUUGCCAGCCUCAUAGGUUAAUGCAAUAAGCAACUGUUGCUCACCUUUCUACGUGGAAUUGCUUACCUUGAAUAUUUGGGGUGCAUUCUGAUCUGAUUUCCGCCGCCUUUAUUUCAGUGGACUGAAACUGCAGUGCGCAGAUGAUCAGACUAUAAUUUAUCAAAGUGGCUUGCCGUAACUUAAUUACUUUUAAAAUGAUCAAAAACACAA
Messenger RNA from Leucoraja erinaceus (little skate), 1964 nucleotides. It is a transcript of the gene rab20, whose product is annotated as RAB20, member RAS oncogene family. Bases 96 to 752 code for a protein of 218 amino acids. Gene Ontology annotation, biological process: intracellular protein transport. The transcript has 2 exons. The record is from RefSeq and is a predicted model, not a curated record. Lineage: Eukaryota; Metazoa; Chordata; Chondrichthyes; Rajiformes; Rajidae. Gene Ontology annotation, molecular function: GTP binding; GTPase activity. Gene Ontology annotation, cellular component: endomembrane system.